Anopheles gambiae (African malaria mosquito) is the source of this 3695-nucleotide messenger RNA. RefSeq lists its product as uncharacterized. The transcript is spliced from 4 exons. Lineage: Eukaryota; Metazoa; Arthropoda; Insecta; Diptera; Culicidae. The record is from RefSeq and is a predicted model, not a curated record. The coding region runs from base 201 to 2630 and encodes 809 amino acids.
GUCCAGCGCUGUCUGCCAUUGUUAAACAGUUUUGUUGGGUGUGUCAGGUGAAAUGAGCUGUCUGGCGUAAAGUAUCGGUAUUUUAAACAAAUCUUUUCGUUUUCCCCACCAAAAGUGCCUUAUUUACACGGGGGGAGGUUAGAGUAAGUGGAAGGUGAAUCGCGACCGGACCGGGUUGGUAAAAGAAGGUCCACAGGAAAAUGGGUUUGCUGUGGCGCAGCUAUGGGCUGUUUGCCGUGCUCACGCUGAUGGGCGUGUUGGCCCAGUACGAAUGGCAGCCAAAGGACGCGUUCGAUGAGAUCAAGGUGCGGUUCGACAAGGUGAACGGCGACAACUGCCCAAUCCUGCCGCCGCGCGAUCUAACACUGCCCGAGGACAGCGUCUCCCACCUGCCGGACAUUAAGGAUGUAAACAUCAAUCCGGUGUUUCCCAACCGGACGGCCCUGCUGCACCUGCACAACAUGGCGCUGAGUCGGGCGUUCUUCUGGAGCUACAUACUGCAGAGUCGCUUCAUUCGGCCGGCCAUCAACGAUACGUACGAUCCGGGCAUGAUGUACUACUUCCUGUCGACCGUCGCGGACGUGUCGUCCAAUCGGCACAUUAACGCGUCCGCCAUCUACUUUGCGCCGAACUCGUCGUUCUCCUCCUCGUACCGUGGGUUCUUCAACAAGACGUUUCCCCGGUUUGCGCCCCGCACCUACCGCGAGGACGAUUUCAACGAUCCGAUCCAUCUGCAGAAGAUUUCCACGCUGAACACGUUCUACGUGCGCGAUUUAGGUGCGUUUCCGCCGGACUCGGCGCUGCACGACUACACGAUAAAGAACUACCACAUCAACGAGUGGUACAACCUGUGGCUGCCGGACAACGUGGACAAGCGGCACGACACAAAGACGACCUACCAGGUGGAGAUCCGGUACGCGAACAACACGAACGAAACGUUUACGUUCCAUGGGCCGCCGGGGGCGGACGAAAACCCGGGCCCGGUGAAGUUCACCAAGCCGUACUUUGACUGCCGCCGGUCGAACAAGUGGCUGGUAGCGGCCGUUACACCGAUUGCCGACAUUUACCCGCGCCACACCCAGUUCCGGCACAUCGAAUAUCCGACAUAUACGGCCGUUUCGGUGCUGGAAAUGGAUUUCGAACGAAUCGACAUAAACCAAUGCCCCAAGGGCGAGGGUAACAAGGGACCGAACAUAUUCGCCGACACAGCGCGCUGCAAGAAGGAAACAACCGAAUGUGAACCAAUAGAUGGGUGGGGAUUCCGGAGGGGCGGCUAUCAGUGUCGCUGUAAACCGGGGUAUCGCUUGCCGGGCGUCGUUCGGAGGCCCUAUCUCGGCGAGAUCCUCGAGCGUGCCUCGGACGAGCAGUUCUACAAUGGGUUCGAUUGCAUGAAGAUAGGAUGGGUACAAAAGGUACCGAUCAAGUGGUUCCGUGCGCCAACGUACGUGAGGGAGCAGUACCUGAACCGGUACUACGAGUACAAGAACUUCACGACCGGUCCGAGCUCGCUGCACUCCCACAAGCUCAACAUCAACGAGGUGCUCAAGUUCAUUUUGGGCGUAAAUGCACGCUCGUGCAAGAACUACCACCCGCAGGAUCUGAUGCUGACCGGCGAGUUUGCGUACGAGGCGCAGAAGCAGUUCGAGAACGAGGCCAAGAUGGCCAUCCGGUUGGCGAACUUUAUCAGCGCUUUCCUGCAAAUUUCGGACCCGAGCGAGGUGUACUCCGGCAAGCGGGUGGCCGACAAACCGCUGACCGAGGAUCAGAUGAUGGGCGAAACGCUCGCGCUCGUGCUGGGCAACACGCGCAUCUGGUCCGCGACCACGCUGUGGGAUCGCAGGAAGUUCCCGAACCGCACCCUGUUCGGACCGUACGCGUACAAGCGCGAGCUGAACACGCGCAAGUUCAAUCUGGAGGAUUUGGCCCGAUACAACAAGACGGGCGAGGAGUACAUCGACAAACCGUUCUUCCGGCUGCUGAAGCAGCGGUGGGCCACCAACUUCGAUUCGCUCGAGAAGUACUAUCUGAAGAUUCGGCUGCGCCACAACGAGACGGGCGAGUAUGCGCAACGGUACGUGCACUUCCCGAACUUCUACCACGCGGCCACGAUGGAUCACGGCUACUGGACGACGCCCGAGUUCGACUGCAAGGGCUACGUGAAGAAGUGGCUCAUAACGUACGCGGUGCCGUUCUUCGGCUGGGACAGCCUGAAGGUGAAGCUAGAAUUCAAGGGAGUCGUUGCAGUUUCAAUGAACAUGCUCCAGCUGGAUAUCAACCAAUGUCCGGAUGAUUAUUACGAGCCGAAUGCAUUCAAAAACACUCACAAAUGCGACGAGAAGUCUUCAUACGUAAGUAUGCGCGCGCGGAUCAUGCGUUUUUUCCUUCCUGCUUUUGUUUUCUCUUCUCUCUCACUCUCUCUCGGCUCAAAUGCUGUGCUGUGCGCAAACGUUACGGGUCCGCUUUCCCGGUCCAACGUCCCUAUUCAUCCUUUCCGCUUUCUUGUCUCGCCACCGUCGGGCACGAUUUUGUGCAUUGGCCUGUUGUUUCCCUCAAACCCAUACUCGCCCCCCCCCCCCAUAUUCCUGUCUCGGACUCGGACGUGUGGUUGCAUCGGCCAUCGUGAAACUUGAAGAUUUGCUUUUGUUCUCGGUUGGACGAGAGAACGGCAAACGAACGGAAAAAUGGACCCCUUCGGGAGCAAUAGCGGGAAGGGAGGGAGGGGGUUGUAAACCGUUGUAAUGCGAUCACCGUUGUGCGAGCUGUGCCGGAGUGCCCGGGCCGACGGGGGUAUUCAUUUCCUCCAGCACGCAGCUUCGGCAAACAAAGCGAAAAUAGGGUUGGACGUCCCAGACUCCCAGACACACACACACACACACUGCGCCACGGAAAUGCAACGAACGAACGUAUUUGAUUAUGCACUGCCCAAAGGACAUUGACCUAUUAAAAGUGCAGCACUGUAAUAAUGGGACGGAACACUCGGAAUCGCACGGAUUUGCGCAGCGCAACCGAUACCCCCGUUCCCACACACACACACACAGGACGGACAAUUUGCAAUGCAUUCUGCUCACCUUCUGCUGUUUUUUUUUCUGUGCGCUCUCCUUUUCCUUUUCAGUGUGUCCCGAUCCUGGGCCGCGGGUACGAAACGGGCGGCUAUAAGUGCGAGUGCCUGCAAGGGUUCGAGUAUCCGUACGAGGAUCUGAUCACCUACUAUGACGGGCAGCUGGUCGAGGCCGAGUUCGAGAACAUCGUGAAUGAUAAGGAAUCGCGGUUCGAGACGUUCAAGUGCCGUCUGGCCGGGGCGGCCGCCCUGCAGGUGCAGUUUACCAUCGUCGUCUUUGUGUCGCUGUUCGGGUGGAUAUUGCUGCGCCGGAAUCUCCAGUGCUAGGCGGUAGGCGCGAUGAGGCGCAAGCGAAUAAGAGAGAGAGAGAGAGAGAGAGAGAGAGAGAGAGCGCGAGAGUACGCCAUUAUAUUUUAAACCCUCUACCCAUUUCCGCUGAUCGGUGGAAAAGGGUAUAAUAGUGCAGGUGGAAGUGAGGUCCCACAUUUCGCUGCGCUAACAAGAAUUCAUUCCAUCCAUGCAAUAUGCAACCAGAAUUGCAUUCUCGAAGCUAGAGCUACUAGAAAGGUAAAAAGGUAGGUUAAUUGUGCAAAACUAACGUACAAAAAAGGAAAAUGUAAGAUUUAUUCUCCAUCCA